AUGAGCAUGCUGGCCAUACCUUUGACCAGUGAACUUCGCAACAGCCACCGAGUGCGGGAUGGAGAGCGGACCCUGCUGCAGAGCAAGGGGGACUGCAUUGAAGCCACUCCUUGUUUACUUCCAACAGAAGUGCACCUCUCUGGAAAGUUCCGUGACUAUGGGGUGACGGUGCCCUGCAGCACAGAUUUUCGGGGACGCUUCCUCUCCCAUGUGGUGUCCAACCCAGCAGCAGUCUCUGCAAAAAGCACGGUGGUGGGUAGACCACCCGCACCACCAUCACACUCCAGGCACCGCCGGGUGGCUCGCAGUCCCCUGCACCCCAAUGGAGAGAGCCUGCAGCCUGGCAGGGUGGGACGCCACUCCCUCUACUUCAACGUCACUGUAUUUGGGAAGGAACUACAUCUGCACCUGCGGCCCAACCGGAGACUGGUGGUGCCGGGAGCCUCCGUGGAGUGGCAGGAGGACUUCUGGGAGCUGUCGCGGCAGCCCUUAUGGCAGGAGUGCGUCUACACCGGCGGUGUCACAGGCAUGCCGGGGGCAGCUGUUGCCAUCAGCAACUGCGAUGGAUUGGCUGGCCUGAUCCGCACAGACAGCACCGACUACUUCAUUGAGCCUCUGGAGCGGGGGCAGCAGGAGAAGGAGGCCGGCGGGAGGACACACGUGGUGUACCGCCGGGAAGCCGGCCAGCAGGAGUGGGCAGAGCCUCACGGGGACCUUCACAAUGAAGCCUUUGGCCUGAGUGACCUUCCCAACCUGCUGGGCCUGGUGAGGGACCAGCUGGGCGACACGGAGCGGAAACGGCGCCAUGCCAAGCCAGGCAGCUACAGUAUGGAGGUGCUGCUGGUGGCGGACGACUCGGUGGUGCGCUUCCACGGCAAGGAGCACGUGCAGAACUAUGUCCUCACCCUCAUGAACAUCGUAGAUGAGAUAUACCAUGAUGAGUCCCUGGGGGUCCACAUUAACAUCGCCCUUGUCCGCUUGAUUAUGGUCGGCUACCGCCAGUCCCUGAGCCUGAUUGAGCGUGGAAACCCUGCGCGAAGCCUGGAGCAGGUCUGUCGCUGGGCGCACUCCCAGCAGCGCCGGGACCCCGGCCAUGCUGAGCACCACGACCACGUCGUCUUCCUCACCCGGCAGGACUUUGGGCCCUCAGGGUAUGCGCCCGUCACCGGCAUGUGCCACCCCCUGAGAAGCUGUGCCCUCAACCAUGAAGAUGGCUUCUCCUCAGCCUUCGUGGUGGCCCACGAGACUGGCCACGUGUAAGUGGCAGCUGAUGGGCAGGCAGUGGCGCCCCUGGUGCAGGCGGCCUUUCACCGCUUCCACUGGUCCCGCUGCAGCAAGCUGGAGCUCAGCCGCUACCUCCCCUCCUACGACUGUCUUCUGGAUGACCCCUUUGAGCCAGCCUGGCCCCGGCCCCCCGAGUUGCCUGGGAUCGACUACUCAAUGGAUGAGCAGUGCCGCUUUGACUUUGGCACCGGGUACCAGACCUGCGCGGCGUUCAGGACCUUUGAGCCCUGCAGGCAGCUGUGGUGCAGCCACCCUGAUAACCCGUACUUCUGCAAGACCAAGAAGGGGCCCCCGCUGGACGGGACCGAGUGCGCGCCAGGCAAGUGGUGCUUCAAAGGUUACUGCAUCUGGAAGUCUCCGGAGCAGAUGUACGGCCAGGAUGGAGGCUGGAGCUCGUGGACCAAGUUUGGAUCAUGCUCACGGUCAUGUGGGAGUGGCGUGCAAUCCCGCAGCCGGAGCUGUGACAGCCCCCCCCCAGCCUAUGGAGGCCGCUCGUGCUCAGGGCCCAUGUUCGAGUACCAGGUCUGCAACAGUGAGGAGUGCCCGGGGCCCUAUGAGGACUUCCGUGCCCAGCAGUGUGCCAAACGCAACUCCUACUACACCCACCAGAACACCAAGCACAACUGGGUCCCCUACGAGCCUGAGGAUGAUGCCCAGAAAUGUGAGCUGAUCUGCCAGUCGGUGGACACAGGCGACGUGGUGUUCAUGAACCAGGUGGUCCAUGACGGGACACGCUGCAGCUACCGAGACCCCUACAGCCUCUGCGCCCGUGGCGAGUGCGUGCCCGUCGGCUGUGACAAGGAGGUUGGGUCAAUGAAGGCAGAUGACAAGUGUGGAGUGUGCGGUGGUGACAACUCUCACUGCAGGACCGUGAAGGGAACGCUGGGCAAGGCCUCCAAGCAGGCAGGAGCUCUCAAGCUGGUGCAGAUUCCAGCGGGCGCCAGGCACAUUCUGAUCCAGGAGCUGGAGAAGGUCCCCCACCGCAUUGCGGUGAAGAACCAGGUCACAGGCAGCUUCAUCCUCAACCCCAAGGGCAAGGACACCACGAGCCGGACCUUCCUGGCAAUGGGCCUAGAGUGGGAGUAUGUGGUGGAGGACGCCAAGGAAAGCCUCAAGACCAGUGGGCCCCUGCCCGAAGCCAUCGCUGUCCUGGUGAGCCCCUGCUGCCCACCCCUCCUGUGUCAGAAGCAAGAAUGCAGCCAGGGCAGGGACCUGCUGCCCCUUAUUGGAAGCAACAACGUGCUCCUGGAGGAGACGGACACCUACGAGUGGGCGCUCAAGAGCUGGGCCCCCUGCACUAAGGCCUGUGGAGGAGGUAUCCAGUUCACCAGAUAUGGCUGCCGGCGCCGCCGGGACCACCACAUGGUGCAGCGGCACCUGUGUGACAACAGAAAGAGGCCCAAGCCCAUCCGGCGGCGCUGCAACAAGCGCCCGUGCACCCAGCCGCCCGCGUGGGUGACAGAGGAGUGGAGCGCCUGCAGCAGGAGCUGCGGGAAGCUGGGGGUACAGACUCGGGGUGUGCAGUGCCUGCUGCCCCUAUCCAACGGCACCCGCAAGGCCAUGCCAGCUAAGGCCUGCCCCGGGGACCGGCCUGAGGGCCGGCAGCCCUGCCUCCGCGUGCCCUGUCCAGCCCAGUGGCGCACCGGAGCCUGGUCCCAGUGCUCUGCCACCUGUGGAGAGGGCAUCCAGCGGCGGCAGGUAGUGUGCCGGACCAACGCCAACGGUCUCAGGCAGUGCGAGGGGAACAAGCCGGACACCGUCCAGGUCUGCAGCCUGCCUGCAUGUGGAGGAGGUCUCCAGAACUCCACAGCAAAGGCUGACAUCAGGGAACUUGUGACCCCAAAGUGGACCCCACAGACUGGAUCCCUCCAUCCUGUUAACAAGAUAUCAUCAACGGAGCCCUGCGUGGGGGACGGGUCCAUCUUCUGCCAGAUGGAGGUGCUGGAUCACUACUGCUCCAUCCCUGGCUACCACCAGCUGUGCUGUGAGUCCUGUACCAAGAAGGACCCCAGCCUGGCGUCACCACCACCCUUCUCUACCCCUGGGAGCCCUGUCUCAAGACCGAAGACCUCUCCAGAUGCUGUGGAGCCUACUAGGGGGCCACCAGGGCCAGAUGGUCAUCAGCCUGGUCUAACCACAUGGCUUCCAGAACUUCUGGACACCAGCUCACCCGUGACCCAGCGCCACCUUGUCCCCCAGAAACUAAGCACUAGAGCAUCCUGGGGCACCUCCCCUACCACCCAGCAGGGAAGGCCUUGGGUCUGGACCGCGGCACCGAAGCCAGCCUCUGAGGAGAAAGGACAGCCCACGGAAGACCUGAAGCAUCCAGGCACCAGCCACCCCACCACCUCCCCAGUGACAUGA
Trichechus manatus latirostris (Florida manatee) is the source of this 3648-nucleotide messenger RNA. It is a transcript of the gene ADAMTS14, whose product is annotated as ADAM metallopeptidase with thrombospondin type 1 motif 14. The record is from RefSeq and is a predicted model, not a curated record. Lineage: Eukaryota; Metazoa; Chordata; Mammalia; Sirenia; Trichechidae. Gene Ontology annotation, cellular component: extracellular matrix. The transcript has 23 exons. Gene Ontology annotation, biological process: extracellular matrix organization; proteolysis. Gene Ontology annotation, molecular function: metalloendopeptidase activity.